AUGGAGGUUGUAGAUGAAGGGAUUGACAAACUCUUAGAAGACUCGAAGGAUUUACAACAACAGAAUAAAGCCUUUGACAAACUCACCGAUCUUGCUCAAGAGCGUACACUGAAUUUAUCUAGGGCCCAAGAGGCUGUGGCGUCGAUUGCUGCAUCUUCAGAAGCUGAUUUGAAUGCUAGGAAAUUGAGAGAGAAAGAAUUGGCUGCUGUGAAGGUAAAUGCUGGUCAUAUAGACAUCAUUGCGAACGAACUAGAGAUUGACAAGAAGGUUGCAGAGAGAACAUUACGUGAACACAAAGGCGAUGCUGUUGCUGCCAUCCGUCACUUGCUUCGCUAG
Molecule: messenger RNA, 336 nt
Organism: Papaver somniferum (opium poppy)
Lineage: Eukaryota; Viridiplantae; Streptophyta; Magnoliopsida; Ranunculales; Papaveraceae
Product: huntingtin-interacting protein K-like
Exons: 1
Coding region: 1-336 (111 amino acids)
Biological process (GO): protein stabilization; negative regulation of apoptotic process
Source: RefSeq, a predicted model, not a curated record